AGCUUUGAGACCAUUUGAGAGGCCUUGAUAUAAAAAUCACAGCUCCCACCUGUUUCUGCUUGCUGACAGAAACUUCCUAGUGGUAGGCAAAAUGGCUUUUCAUUCUGUAUUUCUGGUUUUCUUAGCUGGCCUGGCACUUUGCUCUGAAGCUGCACCAUCGGACCCUCUUGAUGCCAAGCAUCCUCUUUCCGUAAAAGUUGUGGAUUCAGUCCGAGGAAGUCCAGCUCCAAAUGUUCCAGUUAAAUUAUACAAAGAAGCUGCAGAUGGAUCUUGGGAACUGUUAAAUUCAAAACAAACCAAUGAAAAAGGAGGCCUCCCAGAGCUUACAACUAGAGAACAAUUUGUGGCAGGGUUAUACAAGCUUGAGCUUGAUACAGCCUCUUACUGGAAGAGUAUGGGCUUGAAUCCCUUCCACCACCAUGCUGAUGUGGUGUUUACAGCCAACGAUGCUGGUAAUCGGCAUUACAAGAUUGCUGUUGUCCUUAGUCCCUUCUCUUACUCAACUACAGCAGUAGUUAGUGACCCAGUGGAAUAGAAGCUGACAUUAAGCAUGAAAAUUCAGUUGUGUAAAUUAAAAUUUCCAGAAAUUAUAAGAACUUGGUAUCUGACUGUAUCAACAGCUUUAGAUUUCAUAGUAAAACACCAACAGUAAGUUUUUUAUUCACUUUGUUUACCUUAGGAAGAAAGUGUAUUGACUUUGUUUCCAAAUACUCUUCUAAAUAAAAGCAUUCUGCAUUUCUGUAUUGCCA
This is a messenger RNA of Poecile atricapillus (Black-capped chickadee), 749 nucleotides long. Its product is annotated as transthyretin-like. Lineage: Eukaryota; Metazoa; Chordata; Aves; Passeriformes; Paridae. The record is from RefSeq and is a predicted model, not a curated record. Bases 92 to 535 code for a protein of 147 amino acids. Gene Ontology annotation, molecular function: thyroid hormone binding. Gene Ontology annotation, biological process: purine nucleobase metabolic process. The transcript is spliced from 4 exons.